Messenger RNA from Maylandia zebra (zebra mbuna), 2835 nucleotides. RefSeq names its product kelch-like protein 24. Gene Ontology annotation, molecular function: protein binding. The record is from RefSeq and is a predicted model, not a curated record. NCBI's taxonomy places the organism in Eukaryota, Metazoa, Chordata, Actinopteri, Cichliformes, Cichlidae.
UGCUGAGUGAUUAAUCUCACCUGUGUGUGGAUCGCAUAUCUGUUCUUGAGCUGUCUGAGUAGUCUGGCUCGGCACAAAGCCGCUUCUUUUGGCCGCUGCCUCACAGCUAAGCCUCAUUAGUGAGACAAUCUCGGGUCCUCUCUCCCCGCCUUGCUUUGCAGCCUUCUGCGACUUACACGCAUUUCACUUUCAAAUGAGUGCUUUGCGAGGCUGAUUUGCGUUGCCAGCUAUGUCUCAACCCGUUUUCUGAUUGUCUUAGUUUGCGUUCAAGAGUGCUAACUGUGAUAUUUUGCCUCCCAGGCUUGGGUUGCAAUGGCAGACAUGGCUGAAAUAAUCUCCGUCAGCGCCGGUUUGCUCCUGCCUUCCUCUAUCAACGCCACCGUUAAGGUCCAGGAGGAAGCCAGCCCGACUCCUGCCGUUGUCCCUGCUCCCCAGAACAGCGAGGACUACCUGUUUGUGGAGACCAGGCACCCCAACACAGUCCUGCAGGGCCUCAACAGCCUGCGGCUCAACAACGCCUUCUGCGAUGUGACUCUGUGCUGCGGAGGACAGGAGUUCCCCUGCCACCGCAUAGUGCUGGCAUCUUUCAGCUCCUACUUCCAGGCGAUGUUUUCCGCUGACCUCAUAGAGUCCAAGCAGGAGCGUGUUGCCAUCAAUGGUGUUGAGCCUCAGAUGAUUGGCAUGCUGGUGAGCUACGCCUACACAUCAGAGGUCUACAUUUCCAAAGCCAACGUGCAGGCGCUGCUGGCAGCAGCCAACCUGCUGGAUGUGAUGGCGGUCCGAGAGGCCUGCUGUCGCUUCAUGGAGCGUCAGAUGGACGAGAUGAACUGUGUGGGUAUUCACUGCUUUGCUGAGGCGCAUUCCUGUAAGGUGCUGGAGAAACGCAGCAUGGACUACAUCCUUGAGCACUUCAGCACGGUCUGUCAGCAGGAGGAGUUUCUGUCUCUGUGUGUGGACAAGCUGACGGAAAUCCUUGCCAGCGAUCUCCUCAACGUGCCCAAAGAGGAGACCGUGUUUGAGGCCGCCAUGCUGUGGUUGAAUAAAUGUUCCUCUCGCAAACAGAGCUUUGAAAAGGUCCUGGAGCACAUCCGCCUGCCUCUCAUCAGCCCCUAUUACCUCCAUGAUGUGAUUGAGUCUCUGGACGUGGUGAAGGAGAGCCAGGUCUGCCAGAGGCUCAUCUCUGAGGCCAAGGACUAUCUGCUGCUUAAGGACCGGCGUGGAGAGCUCUACUGCCCGAGAGCGAGGCCUCGCAGGUCCACUGGAACCGCUGAAGUGAUAGUCACAGUUGGCGGGGAGGACGACAAGGUGGUGCUGCGCAGCGUCGAGAGCUUGGAUCCUGUGACGAGCCAGUGGAAGAACCUGGCAUGCCUGCCCUUCGCCGUGAGCAAACACGGGCUGGUGGUCUCAGAUUCGACCCUGUAUUUGGCAGGUGGAGAGUUUCCCGAUGGCUCAGCCAGCAGAGAGAUGUGGCGCUACGACCCCUGCUUUGACUCCUGGAUGGAAAUGGCACCCAUGAAUGUAGCUCGCUCAGAGUUAGGCCUGGUGAUGCUUGAUGGCUUUGUGUACGCAGUGGGAGGGUGGGAGGGACGCUCACGUCUGGACUCGGUGGAGUGCUACAACCCCCACACCAACUCCUGGCAGUUUACAGAGUCUGUGAAGAUGGCCGUCACAAGUCCAGCAGUGGUGGCUUUGGACGGCCUGCUCUAUGUUACUGGUGGUGCGGUCCUAGAGGAUGGUGACGGCACAGAUCUGGCACAGGUGUACAACCCUAAAACGGCAGUAUGGACAGAGGUCGCCCCCAUGCAGAUUGCCCGCUCUGGAUCAGCUGCUUGUACUCUUAAAGGAAAGAUUUACGUCAUAGGCGGAUGGCAUGCCUCGACAGAGAACACAGAUAAAGUGGAGUGUUACAAUCCAAAGACCAACCAGUGGACGAUGUGUGCCCCCAUGAAGGAACGACGCUAUCGGCCCGGCGCUGCUGUCGUGGAUGGCAAAAUCUACGUCUUGGGAGGAGAAGAGGGCUGGGACAGAUAUCACGACACUAUCGAGAGGUAUUGUGACGAGACGGACACGUGGGAGAUUGUUGGGGAGAUGCCUACCAGCCGCAGCUGGCUCAGCUGCGUCUCUCUCCGGCUUAGAAAGGACAUCCAAGUGAGCAGCAGUCCCGGGACGCCCAGUGAAAAUUGAGGACAACAAAUGGGAAAUCUCCUGUGGUUUUGUUUGUUUUUAUUUUUUUAAAUUGCACUCUCCUUGGAGAUUAUGCGCUACAAGACUCAGAGCUGCGAAGACUGGCGUGCUGGGGAGUGAUGCCUGGAACUGGCACUGAGCUGCUUGAGCUGUUUCUGGGACCUGUUUGGUGACAGCCUGUGGAAUAAGUCUUAAUCACUUUGGGGUCCUUUCUUUUGUGGCUUGGCAGCAGAGGUGCAGUGAUUUAACAUAAAUGAUCUGAUGUCCGCAGUCUAAACUCGCUCUGUAUGAUGUGAACAUUCUUUAGUUGUUGUUUUAUUGUCCGAGCGCCACAAUCUGGAUGUUUUCCCAGCCGAUGGGGUUAUUUUUGUAUUAUGUGACUGUAUUUAUUGGAGGUUGAUAAGAUUAGAAUGGUCCUCUUAAAAAGCUCUGUGGGCCAAAGAGUCAGUUAUGAAUGUUUUUGAAGGUUACCUGUGUGGGCGGGGCAAAGGUGUACAUGUGAGUGUUUUUUGUAAUUACACAUUGAACUUCUUAGUGAUUGUCUUGACUACCUGUUAUAUGUUGAGUAUAUUUUUGUAAUGUGCGUCAUGCAUACUGGUGAAUUAAAGUGAAAAUGACUUGUAAUAAAGAUGUUUACUUCUUUACUGUGAA